Molecule: messenger RNA, 888 nt
Organism: Rotaria sordida
Lineage: Eukaryota; Metazoa; Rotifera; Eurotatoria; Philodinida; Philodinidae
Source: the annotation of a GenBank genome assembly
AUGGCAUCGCAAUCCAAUGACAAUGAAAUUCAACGUUAUGAAUUAGUUGAACGUGGUCAAUUACAUACACUUAAUUAUCGUUGUUAUUUUCGAGAUAUUAAAACAAAAACAAUUGUUUCACCAUUUCAUGAUAUUCCACUUGUUAAUGAACAUUAUACUCCUCCAAAUGGAAAUCCAGUAGAUACGAUUUAUAAUAUGGUUGUUGAAGUACCACGAUGGACCAAUGCUAAAAUGGAAAUAAAUAAACAACUUAAAAUGAAUCCAAUUGUUCAAGAUAUUAAGAGUGGUAAACCUCGUUUUGUUCAUAAUGUAUUUCCUUAUCAUGGUUACUUAUGGAAUUAUGGCGCAUUACCUCAAACAUGGGAAGAUCCAAAUCAUGUUGAUAAAGAUACAAAAACAACAGGUGACAAUGAUCCAUUAGAUGUAUGUGAAAUAAUUGGUGUACUUGGUUUAAUUGAUGAAGGUGAAACAGAUUGGAAAUUAAUUGGUAUUGAUAUUCGUGAUAAACUUGCAUCACAAAUUAAUGAUAUUGAUGAUGUUGACAAACAACUUCCAGGUUUACUUGAAGCAACACGUCGUUGGUUUAAAUAUUAUAAAGUUCCAACUGGAAAACCUCCAAAUAAAUUUGCACUUGAUGGAAAAUAUGCUAAUCGUGAAUAUGCACUACGUGUUAUACAUGAAACACGAAAAUAUUGGGAAAAAUUAGCAGUUGGUGAAACAAAAGUAGAUGAAAAAGUUUGUUCAAUUGCAAAUACAACACUUAACAAUCGUGGUACAAUCACAAAAGAAGAUGCAGAUCAAAUUGUUGAAGCUAAUGAAAAACAUCAAAAAGAGCCAGUCAAACUUGAUUUAAGUGUUCAUAACGUAUCUUAUGUUCAAGAUGAAUAA